Penicillium vulpinum is the source of this 1248-nucleotide messenger RNA. Its product is annotated as branched-chain amino acid aminotransferase, cytosolic. Gene Ontology annotation, biological process: L-valine biosynthetic process; L-leucine biosynthetic process. Gene Ontology annotation, cellular component: mitochondrion. NCBI's taxonomy places the organism in Eukaryota, Fungi, Ascomycota, Eurotiomycetes, Eurotiales, Aspergillaceae. The record is from RefSeq and is a predicted model, not a curated record. The transcript is spliced from 4 exons. The coding region runs from base 1 to 1248 and encodes 415 amino acids. Gene Ontology annotation, molecular function: branched-chain-amino-acid:2-oxoglutarate transaminase activity.
AUGAAGUCGCUUCACCAAUUGGCUCGCCGACAGGCACUGACUGGACUUGCAAUGCCCCGCGUCCUCUCCUCACAGAACAUCGCCGCCAGCCGGACAUGGCAGAGGGCUUUCAGCGCCUCCACAGCGACUGCCUCCCAGCUCCCAGGUCUUGAUGCUUCGAAAUUGACUAUCACCAAGACUACCACCCCCAAGGAGCCAAUGGACUCCAAGGAUCUUGUCUUUGGCAAGUACUUCACAGAUCACAUGCUCUCCAUGGAGUGGACAGCUACCGACGGAUGGCACGCACCCCGCAUUGUCCCUUACCAGAAUCUCAGCUUGGAUCCUGCAACCUGUGUGUUCCACUAUGCAUUUGAAUGCUUUGAGGGCAUGAAGGCGUACAAGGACAGCACCGGCGGCGUCCGUUUGUUCCGCCCCAACAAGAACAUGGAACGCCUGAACAAGUCUUCUGCGCGCAUUGCUCUUCCUACUGUGAACGGUGAUGAAUUGACAAAGGUCAUUGGAGAACUCGUAAAGUUGGACAGCCGGUUCAUUCCAGAUGCUCGUGGCUACUCCUUGUACCUGCGCCCUACCAUGAUUGGUACCCAGAAGACUCUGGGUGUUGGGCCACCAGGAUCCGCUCUCCUGUUUGUCAUUGCUAGCCCCGUUGGUCCUUACUACCCAACUGGCUUCAAGGCCAUCGACCUGGAGGCCACUGAUUACGCCGUCCGCGCCUGGCCCGGCGGUGUCGGUGACAAGAAGCUUGGAGCUAACUACGCCCCCUGCAUUCUACCUCAACUUGAGGCCGCGUCCCGUGGGUUCCAGCAGAACCUCUGGCUCUUCGGCGAGGAGGAAUAUGUUACCGAAGUCGGCACUAUGAACCUCUUCAUUGCUAUGAAGAACAAGGAGACUGGACAGAAGGAGCUGAUCACCGCUCCUCUUGACGGUACAAUUUUGGAGGGUGUCACUCGUGAUUCCGUUCUGACCCUCGCCCGCGAGAGACUCGCUCCUGAGGGCUGGAACAUCUCAGAGCGUAAGAUUCGCAUGUCCGAUGUUGCCGAGGCAUCUGAGGAGGGCCGCUUGCUCGAGGUUUUCGGUGCUGGCACUGCUGCCAUUGUCAGCCCGGUCCGCAACAUUAGCUACAAGGGUAAGAUGGUUGCAUGUGGUCUGAAGAAGGAGGAGGAGGCUGGCGAGAUUGCUCUCCAGAUGAAGAACUGGAUCGAGGGUAUCCAAUACGGUGACGAGAAGAACCCCUGGAGUGUUGUAAUCUAA